AUGGUGCCCCUGCUGCUGCUGCCCCUGCUGUGGAGGGGGUCCCUGCAGCAGCAACCAGGCUAUCAGUAUGAGCUCCGAGUGCAGGAAUCGGUGACGGUGCAUGAGGGUCUGUGUGUCCAUGUGCCCUGCUCCUUCUUUUACCCUUGGAGUUCAUGGUAUUCCCCUAGCAACCUCUACACCUCCUGGUACCGGCACAGGGAAAACCCAGCCUAUGAUUCUCCUGUGGCCUCAAACAACCCACGUAAACCAGUGAAGAGAGAGACCCAAGGCCGCUUCCUCCUCAGGGACCCCAGGACCAACGACUGUUCCCUGAGCAUCACAGACGCCAAGAGGAGUGACACAGGACGCUACUUCUUCCAAAUGGAGAUAGGAACUCAAGUGAGACGUAUUUACCAAGAUAAGAUGCUGGAUUUGCAGGUGACAGACAAACCCCACAUCCAGAUUCCGGAGCCGCUGGAGUCCGGCCGGCGCACACAGCUGGCCUGCAUCCUGCCAGGGGCCUGUGAAAGGGGACAGCAUUUUACCUUUUUCUGGGCGGGAGCCGCUGUGGACUCGCUGAACACCCAGACCCUCCACUCCUCGGUGCUCACCUUCACUCCGAGGCCCCGGGACCAUGGCACCAGCCUCACCUGUCAGGUCAAAGUCCAACAGCCUCUGUUGACCACACAGAGAACCAUCCGACUUGAUGUGUCCUAUGCCCCUCAGAACCUCACCAUAGGUGUCUCCUUCAGAAAUGACACAGCCCUCAAGUUUCUGCAAACCACAUCCCUUCCCAUCCUGGAGGGAGAGGCCCUGAGGUUGCUCUGUGUGGCUGACAGCUACCCCCCUGCCGAGCUGAGCUGGUUCCGGGGCUCCCCAGGCCUGAACGCCACCCCCAUCUCCAGCACCGCGAUCCUGGAGCUGCCUCGCGUGGGGCCUGCACAGGAAGGAGAGUUCACCUGCCAAGCUCGGCACCCGCUGGGCUCCCAAAGGGUCUCUCUCAGCCUCUCCGUGGUCUACCCCCCGCAGCUGCUGGGACCCUCCUGCUCCUGGGAGGACCAGGGUCUGCACUGCAGCUGCUCCUCCUGGGCACAGCCGGCCCCCUCCCUGCGCUGGCGGCUGGGGGCGGGGCUGUUGGAGGGGAGCCAUGGCAACGCCUCCCACGCGGUCAACUCCAGCUCAGAGGGGCCCUGGACCAACAGCUCCCUGAGCCUCCGCGUGGGACUCAGCUCUGACCUCAGACUCAGCUGCGAGGCCCGGAAUGUGCACGGGGCCCAGAGCGCCUCUGUCCUGCUGCUGCCAGGUCAGGGCCUGCUGGCGGCGGGAGUGGUUCCUGCGGCUCUCGGAGGUGCUGGUGCCAUGGCCCUGCUGUCCCUGUGUUUGUGUCUCAUCUCCUUUUGCAUAGUGAAAUCCCGCAGGAGGCAAGCAGCCGGGAGACCAAAGGUCACGAAUGAUGAAGACCCUGUCAUGGGCACAGGCACCUGGGGUUCCCAGGAAAAGCUAGGGCCAGACAGGCCUCCAGACCAAGUGCCCCCCACCAAGGAUGCCCCUCCCUCCGGGGAGCAACAAGAGCUCUACUACGCCAACCUCAGCUUUUAUGAGAUGAAGACACGGGAGCCUCAGAACCCGGAGGCCACCGGCAGCCCUGAGUACUCAGAGAUCAAGCGUGCAGGCAAAUGAGGACUCGCUCAGAGCAGUUUAAUUGACUUUUCAGGAGCAACCAUGGAAAGCAGAAGAAAGCAGAUACUAUCUUUAAAUGUCACUUUAUAAUUUAUACUCAGCAGAGAGAAUUCAAAAAUGAGGAAGUAAUACAGAUGUUUUGGUACAAAUAAAUGGGGAAAUUAUUGCCUGUAGAAUAAAAAUAUAGAUUUAAAUUCUCAACAGCAAUAACGGCUAAGCCCAAAGUAGCUGUGGUGGGGAAAAUGGAUUUUACAUUUCUUAAUAUGUACAUAUUACCUAGGAGGAGAGAGAAGUGUUCAUUUACUAAAACUUUGGUAAGUUAAUUAUGAUGCUGAAAUUUUUAUGGUAGUGACUGUACAUAAUAAAAUAAGAAUGUAUAAGUUACAAACUAGAACUAGUUUUAAAUAUAUAUAAUUUGUUUCAGAGAGGAAGGGAGAGGGAGAGAGAGAGACAGAAACAUCAAUGAUGAGAGAGAAUCAUCAUGACACAAACUGUCUUGCCCUGAAAUAGUGAGGAGAG
This is a messenger RNA of Myotis lucifugus (little brown bat), 2178 nucleotides long. RefSeq names its product sialic acid-binding Ig-like lectin 5. Gene Ontology annotation, biological process: cell adhesion. Bases 1 to 1659 code for a protein of 552 amino acids. The record is from RefSeq and is a predicted model, not a curated record. Gene Ontology annotation, molecular function: sialic acid binding. The transcript is spliced from 9 exons. NCBI's taxonomy places the organism in Eukaryota, Metazoa, Chordata, Mammalia, Chiroptera, Vespertilionidae. Gene Ontology annotation, cellular component: plasma membrane.